UGUAUGUCAAGAGAGAGAGAGAGAGAGAGAGAGAGAGAACGUCAUUAAGUGACAAGGCGCCGUCGUGGUCAGAAGUCUCUCUCUUCAUUCCCGGCAGCUAUCUGUUAUAACUCGGCGCCCCAUGCCUUCCACCGGUAUGGCUCUGUUUGAAGGGAAAUAUCAACACGAAAAAUCAAAGAAUUAUGAAGAAUUUCUGAAAGCCAUAGGUGUUCCACUAGUUCCUCGGAAGGUGGUGGCUAACUCCAGCCCAGUAGUGGAAGUGACGAGGUGCAAAGGAGAAAAGAGUGAAGGUGGAGAAGAGAACUGUGAAGAACAAUGGACCAUCCGCAUGUCCACACUGCUUCGCGAUAUUGAGUAUCGCUUCGUUCCCGGUCAACCCAUGCAGUCAGAGUCUAUGGGUGGGCAGGCUAAGAAUGUGUUCACCAUUGAGAACAAUAGAAUCAUUCAGAGACAAGAUGCACCAACAUAUACAACAGAGAUAGUGCGGGAGUUUACUGAUGACGGUUUGACCAUGACGAUGAAGCACGUUCAGUCUGGAACAGAGAGCCAUCGCUACUUCAAGAGGAUCAAGUAAAUAAAGAAGCUCUAAUUCCUUCAAGGAAGUUGAAUAGAUGAUUUUUUUUCAUUAAUUUCCAUUUCAUAUUUCAUUUUAGUAUGUUCAUAGCACUGUUCAAAAUGCUACUUGUGUCCAUCCAAUACGCACGCGUACUGUGCACAUAUACAUACCGGCUGCCCGUCAGGAGCGUUGCAUAGUCUAGGGAAUGAAAAGUUCAAUCCAUUUUAAGUCAAAAAUAUUUUAUAGUCAAACGUUUAAGAGAGAGAGAGAGAGAGAGAGAGAGAGAGAGAGAGAGAGAGAGAGAGAGAGAGAGAGAGAGAUUAUAAGAUUAAAUAAAAACAAGCGUAUUGGUAAUAGAAUUUAUCUGUUAAGAUAAGAUUGUGUAUAUUUGAAUUUUAUACGGUAACAUGACAGUGCUUUUCAUUGGUCUGUAGUGACGUGUGCUGACUGUCAUACCUGUAAUAAUGUGUAUGUGUUUGUGAAUUAUAUAUGUUUUAUGUUUUUGUCUCAAAAAAUUUCCUGAAGAGUUCAUUGUUAUUAUUUCUGGAGAUCAGACUAGAUUGAGUAUAAAUUAUAAUAGUAUUGGAGUCUUUAAGUUAUACAUUUUGUAUUUUUCCUGACGUAUAUGAUUUUAUCUAGUAAUGUUGUUAUAUGUAAGAGAUAUCUAAUGAAACACAUCAAAAUGA
This is a messenger RNA of Portunus trituberculatus (swimming crab), 1242 nucleotides long. RefSeq names its product fatty acid-binding protein, muscle-like. Gene Ontology annotation, biological process: fatty acid transport. Gene Ontology annotation, molecular function: fatty acid binding. Lineage: Eukaryota; Metazoa; Arthropoda; Malacostraca; Decapoda; Portunidae. Gene Ontology annotation, cellular component: cytosol; nucleus. Bases 122 to 574 code for a protein of 150 amino acids. The transcript is spliced from 5 exons. The record is from RefSeq and is a predicted model, not a curated record.